This is a messenger RNA of Salvia splendens (bonfire salvia), 1668 nucleotides long. RefSeq names its product transportin MOS14. Lineage: Eukaryota; Viridiplantae; Streptophyta; Magnoliopsida; Lamiales; Lamiaceae. Gene Ontology annotation, cellular component: cytoplasm. The record is from RefSeq and is a predicted model, not a curated record. Gene Ontology annotation, biological process: protein import into nucleus. The coding region runs from base 3 to 1460 and encodes 485 amino acids. The transcript is spliced from 14 exons.
UGAUGCCUCAGAUCAUGAAUUUACUUCCUCAACUUCCUCAUCAACCACAGCUGCUGCAGACAGUAUGCUAUGUAAUUGGGGCUUACUCAAAAUGGCUCGAUACUGCACCAAGUGGACCUUCAUUCUUGUCGCCUCUUAUAAAUAUUCUUGUUAGCGGUAUGAGUAUAUCAGAGGACACUGCAGCUGCAGCUGCUGUGGCUUUUCGUCAUAUAUGUGAUGACUGCAAGAAAAAACUAUGUGGGUCCUUGGAUGGUCUUUUUCAAAUAUACCAAGGGGCAAUGAUUGGAGAAGGUCCUUUCAAGGUUUCUGCAGAAGACUCGUUGCAUCUAGUCGAGGCUCUUAGUAUGGUCGUCACGGAACUUCCUUCGGAACAUGCUAAGAAAGCCUUGGAGGCACUAUGCUUGCCCACUGUUGCUCCUUUACAGGACAUCAUCAAUCAAGGCCCUUUAGUACUGGGACAGAAGCCUGCUCGAGAUUUAACUGUUCAUAUAGACCGAUUAGCAAAUAUAUUUAGACAUGCGAAUCAUCCAGAGGCUGUUGCAGAUGCUGUUCAAAGACUCUGGCCAAUCUUCAAAUCAAUCUUUGAUAUUCGUUCUUGGGACAUGCGAACUAUGGAAUCUCUUUGUCGAGCGUGCAAAAAUGCGGUGAGGACCUCUAAAACUCUUAUGGGGGUUACAGUUGGUGUAAUACUCGAAGAGAUACAAGCUUUGUACAAACAACAUCAGCAACCUUGUUUCCUCUAUCUCUCUAGUGAAGUUAUUAAGAUAUUUGGUUCAGAUCCAUCUUGUACAAACUAUUUGACAAUCUUGAUUGAAUCUCUUUUCAACCAUACAACAUCUGUGCUUACAAAAGUUCAGGACUUCUCUUCCCGACCCGACCUGGUAGAUGAUUGUUUUUUAUUAGCAUCAAGAUGCAUCCGUUAUUGUCCGCAAUUAUUCUUUACAUCUCCUGUAUUCCCCUGCUUGGUGGACUGUUCUAUGAUUGGCAUCACCGUGCAGCAUAGGGAGGCCUCCAAUUCCAUACUAAAUUUCCUAUCAGAUGUUUUCGAUCUUGCAAAUUCCACUCAGGGGAAGCCUUAUGUACCCAUCCGGGACAAUGUGAUUAUUCCAAGAGGAGCCGUCAUCACCAGAGUUCUUGUAGCUGCUCUAACAGGAGCACUUCCAAGUUCACGACUAGAAACGGUAACCUACACGCUUCUAGCUAUUACACGAGCCUACAGUUCAAAGGCGUUAGAGUGGGCAAAAGAUGCCAUUUCCUUAAUUCCAUCAAACGCCGUGACAGACGUGGAAAGGUCAAGAUUCCUACAAGCUUUGUCAGAUGCGAUGUCUGGUGCAGCUGUAAAUGGCCUGACGACUCCAAUCGAAGAAUUAUCCGAGGUCUGUAGACGUAAUAGAUCCGUUCAAGAGAUUGUUCAAGGAGCUUUGAGGCCUCUCGAACUGAACAUGGUUUCUGUAUCAUAGUUGGUGAGUGACAGAGAAGGGCUAUUUUUUUCUCUGCCCUUGUCUUCGGUUUCGGUUGAGGCAACCUUUUUGUUUCACUUCCAUCUUUGUAUAUUGUUCAUUUGCCAUUUCAUAUAGUUUGAAUGAGGGUGAGAGGUUGUGUUGUUGUGUUUUAUUUUCAAAGAUGAAACAUAAUCUAUUUAUUGUGAAGGAUAGCUUUAAUACGGCA